CUGAAAGUUACUUACAUUGUCCCGCCCACUCUUACUGAAGCCGUCACCAAUCCGAGUAGCGGGCAGCUCGAAUAUUUAUACUGAGGCAGAGCGGGGCUCAUUCACGUGAGCCUUCUUUUGAAACUUUUUCAAUCUGUCAACAAGUCACAGCGUUUGGUUAUUAACAAGUACUAACAUAUAUAAAACGUUUAUCUUUUAAUUUCAAAUAGUAGCUGCAAAUUACAAAAAAGACCGACAUGAGGAUUGCUUUCUCCGUGAAUUUUCUGAUACUGUGUGACAUAAUCGGACAUUAUGCUACAAACGGGGGGCUCUGCUGGCUGCAGCAGGGAAGUGAGCCGCGCUGCUCUAUGGUGCUGAUGCGACAGGUCAGCUUCGAAGAGUGCUGUGGCGGGAGCAGUCUGGACAAAGCCUGGUCCAACAGUAGCGCUUCCAUUAAUGAGGUCAGCCUGCUUGGAUUGCUGGGUAUGGUCCCCUGCAGGCCAUGCAAAGAGACGUGCGAGGGGGUGAACUGCGGCCCGGCGAAGGUGUGCCAGAUGAAGGGCGGCCGGCCCCACUGCGCGUGCUCACCGGACUGUACCAACAUGACUCGGGGGGAGCCUGUGUGCGGCAGCGACAGCAGCACCUACCGGGACGAGUGCGCCCUGCUGCUGUCCCGGUGCCAGGGUCAGCCGGAUCUGGAGGUCAUGUACCGGGGCGAGUGUAAGAAAAACUGCUCCAAGGUUGUGUGCCCAGGCACGCACACCUGUGUCACAGACCAGACAGAGAGUGCCCACUGUGUCAUGUGCCGCACUGCCCUCUGCCCAUUGCCCCUGAUCACAGAGCGGUCCAUCUGUGGCAACAACAACAUCACCUAUGCCAGCGCCUGCCACCUGCGCCGGGCCACCUGCUUCCGUGGGCGCUCCAUUGGCGUCCGGCAUUAUGGCCCAUGUUCGGGUAUCCCUCUUAAACGUGCUGUGGAAAAUGCCCUGUAGCCCUGCUUGUUCAGCUUCUCUGGAUUCCCUGCGAUUGGCGUAGUACAGACUGCCUGGAUAUUUUCCUGUUCCUACAAACAAAGAAACCACUCCUUGUUCAGCGACUACCUCAGUUUGUGACCAGUUUAUGACGGUAAUCAAAGAUUCAUUUUCCGACCAACGCGCACAUUUUCGACCAAAUUUCCUAUGCCUGACAAUUAUGAAUGCUGGGGUCAGGAGGUCUUUGACAUAGAAUGUUCUGAAUGUGGAAAGGAUGAAACUAAUUGAGAACAAAAGGCUGCAGUAAUGUUUUAAGCAUGACCGCAAUCACACCUAAGUUACCAUGAUUUUCACUUAGUGACUAUUUCGCUUAAAGACUUGGGCAUUGGAAAGGAAUUCGGUCACUAAACCAGGAGUGGUUAUAUAAACCAAACACAUACUUCUCUUCAGAACAAUAAGAUCUCGGUUACACUUUAUUUGACAGUGAAUAAAUAUUUAGUAAUAACUCGGUUACUACUGAAGUACAAACCAUAAAUAUAGCAGCUACUUGAGAUAAAAGAUGUCAAUUCAUUAAUGUUGAACAAACAUGAGAUCAGUAUGUCACUUGUGUUAUUCAUUACUUGUUUCUUUAGGGUUUACAGAAUUAACAGGUAUAGUAACAAAUACAGUAACUACUUCAGAUAAAACAUGCGUCACGAUUCAUUAAUGAUGAAUUAACAUGAGGUCAGUAUGUAACUUCAUUUCUGGUUAAUUAAUACACAAUUAAUAGUAUAAUACUAUAUUAUUUGUGCCCUGUCAAGUAAAGUGUUACCAAAAUCUUUACUUGAUUGUCCUAGUAAAAAAGGGGGUGUGGAAGUUUCAUAUUUCCAAAGCUAUCUUUCAAAAUUAUGAGAUUAUUGAAGAGUAAACACAUAAAUGAUGGUAAAUAUGUAACCUGUAAAUAAAAUAUCUCCUAUUUUUAUAGAACACAAGGUUACCAAUCAUGGACCACUAAUUUUUAAUGUAUACUGUAAAUGUGUGAGAUGUUUUUUGUAUGUUACUAUAUUAAAAUUACAAAACUAUUUCUUAGGUACUUGAAUCUAAUUGCGUUCAUCUAUUAUGCAUGAACAAAAUUUAAAUCAUGGUUCAUGUUGAGAAUAUUCUUAGAUAAUCAUUCGGUUAUGUACGUAUCAUAUACAGAUCCUACUUUUCGACUGUUGUGCAGUAACAUUUGAGAGAUCAACAGGCUCUGUGGGUGGGUGGAUGUUUUUCGUGGACUGGAAUUGAACUUUGAUCCAUCUGCAGUCAACCAGUUACAAACUUCAUUUGCCAACAUGCUAUUAUUUUGCCUGUGAAGUCAACUCUGGAUAACUAAACACUCAGUGGACUGUUACUUUAACACAAAGGAUUGGACACAUAAAAAUGUGUCCAGAGAUGUUUUGUAUUGCAGAUUUAUUUUCAUUAUAAUUCAUAAAAUUACAACAAUAUCUGAUUGUGUUUUCAUCUGUUGUAAAUCUGCUUGUUCUGUAAAUUUGCUUGUUAAUAGAGGUAUAUUGUAUUGUGACAGACAAGGUAAUUAUUUUUAUAUUGCCCUUUAAAUACACAUUACAACGAA
Molecule: messenger RNA, 2544 nt
Organism: Brienomyrus brachyistius
Lineage: Eukaryota; Metazoa; Chordata; Actinopteri; Osteoglossiformes; Mormyridae
Product: follistatin-related protein 3-like
Exons: 5
Coding region: 237-971 (244 amino acids)
Biological process (GO): multicellular organism development; negative regulation of activin receptor signaling pathway; regulation of BMP signaling pathway
Molecular function (GO): activin binding; protein binding
Source: RefSeq, a predicted model, not a curated record